Messenger RNA from Ooceraea biroi (clonal raider ant), 3147 nucleotides. RefSeq lists its product as uncharacterized. NCBI's taxonomy places the organism in Eukaryota, Metazoa, Arthropoda, Insecta, Hymenoptera, Formicidae. The record is from RefSeq and is a predicted model, not a curated record.
CUCAGUUUGACACGCACCGGUGUAGCGCGCGUUUCGCUCGCGAUUUUCCCGAACGCUGUUCGCCCACCUGGUGGAGGGUGAUUUAAAGGGCGCGUGCCCAACGUUUUGGUGCUGGGGGAGAAUUCGUCUCGUGCUGUGUUUUGUUUCCUCCCCAUUCGCCGUCGAGCAACAGUCGGCGCGGCCAUGGUUUGCGACGCGAUUGUACGCGCGUAGAGCGUGUUGUCCUCGGAUCGCGCGUCUGUCAGUGUUCGCCUGGUGCGUCCGAUCGUCGGUUCUCCGAUCUCGGAUUUGACACGAUGGCCACCGAGAUCCCGAAGGUAGAAUUCGCCCUCGGCAGCGAGGUGUCGCCCGGUCGCUUCUUCAAGAGCGCGUUCGCGCGCAACUUCAUCAGCAACAGCCGCGACUGCAAGUCCCUGGAUUACGAGCUGCUCGAUAAUGCCUGCGCCGCGAACUCGGAGGAGGACCGCAACAACAACGCUCGGAACAACAAUUUCUUCUCGCUCGUGAAUUUCGCAGACGGUAGGCCGGCAAGCGGCGACGACGCCGCGACGCGAGCCGCCGCUCUCUGGGAGCAGUCGAAGCCGAAGGAGGCGGCGCAGCCAGCAGAUGCGAAUGAAUUGGAGAAACUUCGAAAGCAAUGCCAGCUGCUGAAGAAGGAAAACCGGAGGCUGCAGAGCGCCUUCCUGCAGAACGUCUUUCUUCAGGCGCGAGUCGACACGCUCCAGUGGCAGGUCAAACAGGUCGAGUCGAACCGGCAGAUGUAUCGCUCGACGAUGGAACAGGUCGCUCAUUUUCUGGGCCGGGCGCACAGGAGCCUCGAGAUCCUUCACGCCAAGGAAAACGCCAAGGACAAGAGACGCGUGCCGCGUAGUCGCAGCGUGCACACGGUGGUGCACGCGGACCCGUCGCCGAGUCGCGGCACCGCGACGCCGUCGUCCACCUCGUCGACGAUGUCCUCGCCGUUUACGCGCGCCAAAUCGGUCACGCAGAUCGGAUCGCCAGGCGCUACCUGCUUCCGCGAGUUCACCUGGUCGGUUCUGCGGAGGAACGACCCGGUGCACUGCACGUCGCCACGUGCCAAGCCGCCGCAGGAUCGCAGCAAAACGAGUGACGUUGCGAACGAUAACGUCGCUUAUCGAGAACCGAAGCAGCCAGAACUGAACCCGGACGAAAUACCGCCGGAGAAGCUGUCGCAGGAGGCGUUUAGGUUGCUGAGGACUGUUGAGUCUUUGCUGUCGAUGCGAGAGCCCGAUCUGGCGAGAGUGACUUCGGUCGAAGAUAACGGUUCCUGUCCUUCCCCGAUACCGGAUCAUCAUCGUCAUCAUGACCUGUCCCUCUCCCUGCCGAGCGGCAACUUUGCCAAUUCAACGACCUUGCAAGAGGCCGCGGCGUAUGCUGGAUGCGCCGGUCGCGGGAACGAAUCGAGUAACGGUCAACCGGGCGACAGCCGAUCGCCCAGUCUCGUCAAGCCGUCCGUCGCCGAGCUUGCGCGGAACUUGCAGGCCUUCGUACCGGGCGUGAGAAGAUCACCCGACACCGCAUCCUGGAACUCGAAUAGCAGUAAGACGACCGAGGACGAGGACGCCAUCGCGCUUGCCGCAUCAUCGUCUAACGGGGCCACGACAACCGGCACUCCGACCUCGACGCUGGGAAGAGCCGCGAGGCGGCUGGAAAAACGGGAAGAGAAGCUUGGGAAGACCAAAGUGAAACCGGCCAGCAGUCCGGUGAGCAGCGCCGAAGGCGAGAGCGGAUUCUUCUCGAUCAGCUCCUUCCAGGAAAUCGGCCUGCCCUCAUCCUCGUCAGCCCUGCCGAUCACGCCCGUCAAGGGCUGUCACACCGAGGUCGGCCUGCCAGAGGUGCCCCUUGACAAGGCCAGACAUCGACGGUGGUCCUCGACGCCGGCGGAGAUCCAGGCGCUCUUCAAGCAGCAUCGCGCGAGCUUCGGUGGCACGCCGCAAACCGCCGGCGAGGCCGUGAGCGUCUGCUGGGUUUGAAGCGCGCGAGCGCACGUCGAACCUGAUCCCACCGCAAACGAUCGCUCACGGUCUCCGCCGGGCAUCUGUAAUCGCAGAUUACAGAUUGCCCGCGAGCUUGAGCAAAACACGAUCGAUUUUCAAGAACGAUACUUAGGUAGGCCGAUAGGGAACGUUCGGUAUGUAAGCGGUGAUCGUCUGUAAAUAAUUUCCCACAGAGUCGCGCGCGGUUCUCCUCCGUCGCGUUUCCUGCGUGACGCGGCCAUUUGAUAAGUGUAGAAGCUGAAUAAUAACAUACUUUCGACAGUUUGCACAAUCUCAGCCAUAUCUGCCGUAGCUUCGCGAACUCCGUGCGUAUCAGUAUCGAUGAAACUUUGCCCGUCUGAACACGCGCGAGCGCCACGAUUGUCGGUGACCUUGUAUAUUGCAAUUCUGACGUGAAGAAGGCCUGGCAUGGAAGUGCUUUCUGCGAUCAACAAUCUAUUACAUCAUCAUUGAACAACUAAUUAGUCGCUAUUUAGAAAAUCAAAUGUCAUUGGACUCUGGAAUGAAUAUGACCUAGUUUUUGAACGUAAAAAAGUAAUUUUAUUAAUUUAUGCCGCUACUGCGAUAGUUUAGAUUAAAAGAGAUUAGCGUAAUUCGAUUUAUUAAACGCAACAGUCUAGAUUUGAAAGAAUAUCUGAAGUAUGUAUAGGAGACACGAGGUAUGCCGCGCUACCAUAAUCGAUGUAUUUGACUUUAAAUGCAAAUGCUUUUAAAGUUGGCAGGAGAUGAACCUACGCUUCGUACUGCAUAAUUUUAUAUCGUUUUAUUUCUAUGAUUCCUUCAUACGUAUUAGUAUAUUUUCAAGAUAUUUUCAAUUCGCGAUUUUCCACCUGUUUAAAUUGAAAUUGUUAUGCUCUCAUAUGGUACUACCUAGUGUGAGUUUAGUUCAUGGUGCGACAUUUAAUUUUUCUCAUCUGUUGACAGACUGAUUGACGGACAAAAUUGCAACUAUUUGCUCUAUUUUAUUUCAUGCGGGCAACGUAUCUCUUAAUAAUGUAAUAAAAUAGCAUGAUUUGAAACUUUGUAAUUUUAGAAUUUACAACGUCGCUACGCAUACGUAUUUCUCAUUGUGCGUAUAAUUUGUCAUUUUCUUUCGUAAUUAUAUAAUAAAACUAAAUGUCUUACAUGC